Molecule: messenger RNA, 2148 nt
Organism: Panicum virgatum (switchgrass)
Lineage: Eukaryota; Viridiplantae; Streptophyta; Magnoliopsida; Poales; Poaceae
Product: disease resistance protein RGA2-like
Exons: 1
Coding region: 266-1876 (536 amino acids)
Molecular function (GO): ADP binding
Source: RefSeq, a predicted model, not a curated record
GUUAGUUCAAGCUGCGUGCGAGUGAUAUUGAUGUCACAAAAGUCAGUUCCUCCAACCAUUUGCGGGUGCGUCGUGAGUCGUGACAACGCUUGAUCAGCCUGAGCCAUUAUUCUACCUCACACAUUCACACGCCUCUUGAGCCUUUCACGUCGCUUUCCCGCCAACAUACCCAUCUCCGGUGACGGAGUCCAAACGCAUCGUUCUCCCGGAAACCUCAACCUCCCAGAUCGAUCGAUCUAGCCCCCCUCGCCGGAGGAAGCUCGCCAUGGCGGACGCCAUCGUCUCCGCCGUCAUAGGCGAGGCCGUCCGCAGGGUGAUCUCCCUCCUCACGGGACGCUUCGGAGUCGGCCACCAGCAGAGCACCGAGGACAAGCUGCGGAGGAUCUGCCGCACGCUCGUCAGGAUCCACGCCGCGGUGGAGGAGGCCAGAGGGCGGCAGAUCACCAACGAUGGCGCCCUCCGGUGGCUCUCGGAGCUCAUCGACGGCGAGUACCAGGCCCGGUACCUGCUCGACACGGUUGGCCUUGGCCGCGGCAGCCGGGACGAGCUCGAGGUCACGAACUCCCGCGACGACAACCAGGUGCCGGCGCCUCCUCCUCCGCGAGAUUCCUCCACUUCCCCGUUCAACCCUGCGAAGCGCGUGCGGCGGGUCGCCGCGACCGCCGUGAGGAGGGCUUUGUCGCGCGGCGAUCCCGGUACUGACGGCGACGAGAUCGACAGGGCUCUCGAGAGCUUGCAGGAGGCCUCGGCUCACCUCGGUGAGUUCAUUCUGCUCCUCCAAGGCUGCCAGCCGAUCCGCCGUCCCCUGCCAACGAGCAUCUUCAUCGACGGGCAGAUGUUCGGCCGGCACGUGGAGAAGGAGCGGGUCAUCAACUUCCUCCUGCACGACGGCGGCGCCGGGGAGCUGGGCGUGCUCCCGGUCGUCGGCGCCGUCGGAGCCGGCAAGACGACCCUGAUGCAGCACGCCUGCGACGACGACCGGGUGCGCGGGCACUUCGCCGCGAUCCUCUUCCUCAACUUCCCGUGCACCUACGCCAUCGCGGCGAGCGGAGGAGCCGCCGCCGCCGCCCUCCGGUCCAAGCACGUCAUCGGCGACGCUCCGCGCGGCCUCAGCGACCCGCUGCGGUGGAUCAAGGGGAAUAAUUUUCAGAGCAAGCGGUUCCUGAUCGUGUUUGAGGACGUCGACAUGCGCGGGAAGCAGAGGCUGGAGGAGCUCCUGCUCAAGCUGAGGCGCGCCGGCGCCGAGCAGGGGAGCAGGGUGAUCUUCACGACGAGCAACCGGCGCGUUUCGACGUUGGGGACGGUGGAGCCGGUCGUGCUCAAGGUCCUGCCCGCCCCGGAGUACUGGUUCUUCUUCAAGGCGCACGCGUUCGCCGGCAGAGACCUCGAGGAGCGCCCGAGGCUGGUGACCGCCGGCAAGGCGAUCGCCCGGAAGCUGAACGGAUCAUUCUUCGGAGCCAAGAUUGUGGGAGGAUUGCUCAGGGACCAUCCGGACCCCAGAUUCUGGUGCAGGGUGCUGGGGAGCAACAUUGGGGGCCUCUCUCUGCUGGGCGAUGGCCUUGGUUACAUUGCGGAUUUGUCCGAGAACCUGCUGCCGGAUCAUGUGAGCGUUCACCAGGUGACCAUCUCCAAGGCCCCCUUCGCCUCACAGGUAGAGCUGCCAAGAUUUCAGGACCUGGUGUGUGAACCUCGUGGCCCGGGGAUCGGCACCGGCACCGGCUUGGCGGAGAACACCAGCUCUGUCAGAGUGCUGCUGUGCAAGUCGGUGAUGCCGUUCUACAGCACUUACUACAUUGCUUCUUGCACUGUUGGCUCAGGAAACAGUAGGUACGAGCGCGCUAUGGUUUCGUCUAAUUUGUUGUUGGAUCAUGUGUAAAUAGCGUCAUGUGAAAAACAAGCUUGUAUAUGUCUGUCAUCCAUGAUCCAAGUGUGUUUCCUUGUGUACAUGUGUUCUCAAAGCAGGAGCUCUGUUGUGCUCACAGGAGAUGUGAGCGAGAGAGAGAGAGAGAGAGAGAGAGAGAGAGAGAGAGAGAGAGAGAGAGAGAGAGAGAGAACGUGAUGCCUCUGUCUUUCUGUAGCUUCUAAAGUAUGUGUAUAAUUGCCUGUCAUUUUCUUCUUCCUAAAUGCCGGCGAAAGAUUUUCAUGUCA